GCAAAAUCCGAGCGCCGUUCGCGAGGCCAUCUAUCUGCGUGAGAUGGAGAAGCAGCGGAUAAGAGAAGAGAUAAUCGCGGAGGAACUGGCCCGCCGGAGAGUUCUAGAGGCCGAGGUUAAGAGAGAGCUGAUGGUGGAAAGAGAAAUAGCGAUGCGAAGAGCCCGAGAGAUGGGAAUACCGAACGAUGAAAGAUUCUCAAUGCAGUCAGGCUCCAGGCAAUUCAUGCGCCACUUUGAGGAGCAGCAGCGUGCAUUUACAAGCCGGUUCCACAGCGAUCCUCUGUUGCAGCCACCAGAGGUGCCUCAGCGGUUGCCAGAGCAUCCCUGUACUGAGGUCAAGGCUUCUUCAGAGUCUAACAAGGACAAAUUUAUAGUGCUGGCUAGGCCUGAUUCAAAUAUUUCUGAAAAAAAGCGGAAAACGUCGCCAGAAUCAGGUGUGCAGGCACUGCCUUCAACCAGCUCAAAGAAACCCAAGGAGGAGUGGAGUUGUGCCGUCUGUCAGGUCAGCGCCACUAGUGAGAAAGGUUUAAACGAGCACCUUCGAGGUAGGAAGCACAAGGCCAAGGAAGGACUAAGAGCUCAGAGGAUGACACCAACCAGCACGUCCAGCACCAUUUCUGUAAUCGCUGAGAUAAAUCGAAAGGCAAAAGAUGAGAAUAUGGUGGCCAAUGAAGCAAAUGAGAACACAGAGGAAGGCGUUGCUGAUGCAGAUGGUUCUUGUCCAUCUCCUUUAACGGUACCGUAUCCAGCAAAGGAAGACGUUACCGUCUAGAAUUAAUUAACAAUAGAACUAACAUCUACGGGCUGCAGAAGUUUUUUGUUUUUUGAUUUUGGCCAUGGCUGCAGAAGGUAUUGGGUAUCAUUCCAAACCAAAAACUACAAUCUCAUAGAAGUAAACCUUUUCUGUAACCCCCAUAUUAUGUCAUGCUUCUAUUUUAUUUUAAGACCAUAUAUGUUAGAUGAAAUUUGAAACAUGUACAGGCAUGAGGGUUGGUUGAUUCAGAUCAGCUGACAUUUGACAAACUGGCAAAUUAGAUAAAAUGAUCAAAUCAAG
Molecule: messenger RNA, 1054 nt
Organism: Rubroshorea leprosula
Lineage: Eukaryota; Viridiplantae; Streptophyta; Magnoliopsida; Malvales; Dipterocarpaceae
Source: the annotation of a GenBank genome assembly